Messenger RNA from Lolium perenne, 3231 nucleotides. RefSeq lists its product as uncharacterized. Gene Ontology annotation, molecular function: GTPase activator activity. Gene Ontology annotation, biological process: positive regulation of GTPase activity. NCBI's taxonomy places the organism in Eukaryota, Viridiplantae, Streptophyta, Magnoliopsida, Poales, Poaceae. The record is from RefSeq and is a predicted model, not a curated record.
CCCUCCUCCUCCACCUCCACUUCGUCUUCCCCCCACCGAUCUAACAACGAAGGCAGGGAGAGGGAGACUCCCCCGCGACCCCGCCCCGCCGCCCACCUCCUUCUGCACCCCGCCACCCGAGGGCGCCGCCAUGGCCUCCACCUCCUCCAACCACACCAAGCACCGCCGGAUCGGAGAGGACGACGAGGAAGAGGAGGAGGAGCUCGAGCGGUUUGAUGAUUUCACCAUCGCUUCAACAUGGGAGAGGUUUAUAUCCGAGAUUGAGGCUAUUUGUCGUCAAUGGCUAGCAGAUGGCCCAAAGAACUUGAUGCAAAAAGGUGCGGAGAGUGUGCUUUCCUUCGAAAACUUGUGCAUGGUUAAGCGCGAACUGAAGCAUGGGAAAAGAGUCUACUCUAUGGAGUAUCAUUUUAUGAAGUCUGCAAAAGGGAAAUAUUCAUACUGGGAUGAUGAUACACAUAGCACACAACUAUCUUUUGGAGUGGAUGAGUUUCUGAUAAUUGCUCCCUUGAGUGCCAGCGGUGUCGUUCUUGAUGAUCCUGAAUCAACUAAGCUUUUGAGUUCUGUAGCAAUUGCUCUGUCCAAUUGUGGCAGCAAUUGGCCAGCAUUUGUACCAGUGCAUGACCCUUCACGAAAAGCAUAUAUAGGAAUCCAAAACAUGGGAACAGUAUUUACUCGAAGGUUUGAAGCUGAUCGAAUUGGUAGCCAGGUCCCAAUACGACUCAUGCAUCUGGAGGGUUUACAUGAGCUAUUUCUGUCAAAGUUUGUCCUAUCCUCAACAGAUUUUCCAGCAAAGGUAAAGGUAAACUUCUCAAUGAAGCUUACCUACAGAACUCCUGAACAUGAUUAUGAUCAUGAGGAGACUUUGGAUUCUGAAGCUACUGAGUCGAUACCAGAACAUGGCAUUGCAAGCCAACCCAGAAAACAAUGGGAUGAUGAUUGCCCCUGGGCAGAGUGGUACUCUGCCGAGGAUCCUGUUAAAGGUUUUGAGUUGACAGCCAUUUGGGGAGAGAAGAUGUUUGAAGAGAGCCUUGAAAUGGCUGAGGUAGAAAACGCUUCGUCGUUUGAUGCUGAUAGUUGGCUUCUACACCCAGUUGUGUCUCCAUAUAUGGUCGACGAUUCAAUUGGGAAGUUUGUUGGGUUUGCAUCCCAGCUACAUCUUCUAGUAAAUGCACUUGAAUCGUCAGGAGAGGCACAGUUUUUGGAAGAUUAUGUUGCAGAUAAUUCAGGUCCAGACAAUUCGAAAUCUUCUGUUGCUGUGCCUCCACCAUCUGUCGUCGAUCGUGUAAUGAAAGAUAUUUUCAAUGAUGAGGUUGGAAAGUCAAAUUAUGUAGAAGCAGGAAGUAAAUUUGGCCGUGCUUUGAAAGGAGCACCUUCGGAUUCUCUCUUUGCUCAGUUCUGUUUGCACGCAUUGUGGUUUGGCAACUGCAAUAUACGCGCAAUAGCAGUCUUAUGGAUUGAUUUUGUGCGCGAAAUUCGUUGGUGCUGGGAGGAAUCAGAGCAACUACCGAGGAUGAAAAGCUCUUCUAGUAUUGACCUCUCUGCUUGUCUGAUCCACCAAAAACUACAAAUGCUUGCGAUAUGCAUUGAGAGGAAGAAAUCAUUGAAUCAUGAGAAGGAUACUAAUCAUGCAGAUAAAGAAGGGACUUCAAAUAGCAUGGCACCUAACAAAAUUCGUAAAGGAUCUGCAGGCAUUGUCCCUUCACUGAUGCUCAUUAAUACAUUUCAGGAAAUGCAUAUUCCGUAUACUCAGGAUGCACCUUUGAUGACAGAAGAUAUGCAUGAAGAAAGGCUCCAUGCAGCCGAGGCUUUUGGCAGUGCUGCUGGUUUAUCUGGUCAACUGGAAAGGGAUAUAUUAGCUUCUGACAUGUCUGCCUUUAAAGCCGCAAAUCCAGAUGCUGCCUUUGAAGAUUUUAUUCGGUGGCAUUCACCUGGUGACUGGGUGAGUGAGGGCAAUGGUGAUGGGAAUUCAGCCUGGCCACCUAAAGGAAGGCUUUCUCAGCGUAUGUCAGAACACGGGAAUAUGUGGCGCAAAAUCUGGAAUGAUGCACCAGCUUUGCCUGUCUCUGAACAGAAAUCUCUGCUUGAUUCUAUUCGAGAAGGAGAAAAGGUGGUUCAUUACCUUGAAACUUUGAGACCACAGCAGCUCCUUGAGCAAAUGGUCUGCACUGCUUUCAAAUCAUCAGCUGACAUUCUGAACAAGACCACAUAUGGUAGCUUUAAAUUAAUGAAGACUAAAAUGGAUCAACUUUAUGCUACAAUGGCGUCAACAUUAAAAUCUCUUCAAGGAAAUUCGGACACAAGUGAUAUGGCUGGAGACUUGAAGCGACUUUGUCAAGUUUUUGAGCACAUUGAGAAGUUGCUGAUUUUUGCUGCAUCGAUCCACCGAAAACUUAUAGAUGCUCCAAGACUGGCUCAAUCGGUUUUUACUGACUACUUCAAUUACUAUCUCCCGAAAAUGGGAACCAGCUUGGAAAGUAUUUGUUAUGAAAAGGAGUUCACUACUAAGGAAAAGGUGGGGAUGCUCGAGAGAGAGGCUGUAUCAAGCCUGUUUCGCCCCCCUACAGCUAAUCAGUCAUGGAGGAAAGUUUUGAGCAUGGGAAAUCUUUUGAACGGCCAUGAGCCAAUACAGAGAGAGAUAGUUUUCUCAGUACUGGAAAAACUAAGCAACGGUCACUAUUCGAGCCCAACUCCGCUAUGUACAGAUGAACAGAUUGAGACACAUCGGAUGUAUAUAUCUGGUACAUCUAAUGAUCUCUGGGUUGCUCUAUCCGUGACAUCCUGGGAUUGAGGUGCUUGUACAUACAAAAGAGCAACCACAGGAAUUAGAGUCGGGUGUUUUGAUUAUUGCAGAUGUAUUGGGCUGAUGGCUGUGUACCAGAAGAGCAAACCUUGGCAGGACAAUAGCGGCUGCACGUUUAAGCACAAACCUAGUGUUCACACAAAUGUUUUAGUGUCAACUUGUCAUCCUCGAAAACAGUGGGAUCUACAUGAGGCAGGUCAGUCCAGCGACCAGAAUUCAGAUGCCCAGACCAUUUUUACGACUUGGCUUUUCUGCCUGCAAGCACUGAGUAAAUAUUUGUAUGUUCUGUGGAGAUUGGAGAUGCAAGCUCCAUUUUAGGUCAUUAUUUACACGGCUCCAUUUUGCAUAGGUGGUUUUGUUUACUCAGCUUUCUGCCAUUCGUUUUUGUAAGUUGAAGGAAAGAAAUCUAUAAAAUCUACAGUUGAGUGGAA